GUUUCGGUCGAGAGCGCACCUCGACACUAUAUUUACCAGAGAUUCACUAUGCCAGCACCACCAUUCGGCACAGCGUCAGCGUACACGGAUUCUUUCCCAGCGCCGCCACCAAAGCAGGUAACGGUUACAGCAGAAACAUGUUACAAUCUCGGCGUCUUCAGAGAUAUUGUCAGGCAAUAUAGAAAGCUUGAUGACCAAAUUAUAAUUCGGCUGAAUAGAGCGCAAGCAGAGCUCCGAGAUCAUACAAGGACGUCGACCGGAGGUUCAUGGAUCGGUGGCGGAGUCAAGUCGAUGGAUGGUGCAGAAGGCAUGUGUGUCAAGAUAUGGAGCGAGAUGAUGGCUGGGUGGGCACACAGACAGACACUCUUGACAUUCUGCAGCCAAACAGUCCAGUCUUCUGUCGAAGGAAAAAGAAACGAAGGAGGACAUGUAAGAGGGAUCAAGGAAGAAGAGGUUUUGGCCGACCAAUUAGCAAGUGAAGAGAGUAUCGAAGCCAUCAUUCGCAAACGAACGCUUGAGGCCUUUAAAUCCAGAUGUCCUUUCUUCACGCCUUCAGAUACCACCUCUAAAGCAUGGUUUAAUCUCGCGGACAGAGGGCUGAAAGGCCAUGGACCAGAUCUUCCUUAGGCCUGGCCAUUAUCCAUCCGCAUCAACCACCCAUCUCGUCUGUUGUAUAAUCACAUCAUCUUCCAGCAAUCAAAGUAAUCUACCCAGCGCACCCCAAUGCAAUGCAUAGAUACAGUGCACAGAAAAAACAAACA
This is a messenger RNA of Cryptococcus deneoformans JEC21, 761 nucleotides long. Its product is annotated as expressed protein. The record is from RefSeq and is a predicted model, not a curated record. Lineage: Eukaryota; Fungi; Basidiomycota; Tremellomycetes; Tremellales; Cryptococcaceae. Gene Ontology annotation, cellular component: mitochondrial intermembrane space; mitochondrion. The transcript is spliced from 5 exons. The coding region runs from base 49 to 627 and encodes 192 amino acids.